This is a messenger RNA of Vitrella brassicaformis, 734 nucleotides long. The record is from the annotation of a GenBank genome assembly. NCBI's taxonomy places the organism in Eukaryota, Vitrellaceae.
AUGGAGAUGUCACCGAGGAACAGCCCUUGUCCUCUCUCGCCGGCCAGGGGGAUAGCCGCCUUGAAGCCCUGUCAGGUGCACGGCGACAAUGAGCCAGAUCUGGAUGUGAUCAGCAUCUCAUCCAACCAGCAAGGGACUGACCCCAUCGAAGGAGGCAACAGGCGAGCCGUUGGUGACCACAUCGUGCUCACACCUUCCCAUAUCGGCCACCAGGACGACACACAGGCAGGGGACAGCACCGCGCAACCGCAAGACACCGUUGUUGAUCAUGCUGUCAAGCAGCCCCCCGGCCAGCCCAGCGGCACCCAAGAUGACGAAGAACACAGUGCGGGGCAACCACCUUUCUAUCGAACAGCACUCUCGUCGACGAGCACCGCCUUCGCAUUGACAGACAAGGUCGCCGCUGCGGAGAAAAAUCAUCAGCACAGUCAGCCGUGGACCAGAGACACGUGCUGCCGGGUCAGCGCCACAAGGCAGCCCCAUAAGGAUCGCAUGAGUGAUUACAGAGGAGAUGCCGAGGAAAACGUCGACACGAGAGAAUCCUCUCGUCGUCAGUUGCGUUGUGAGGAGCGUGCAAUAACGGAGUCGGUACGGGGCUUCAGGUAUGAUACCGAAUUACCUCACAAAUGAACGCCUCUCUAUUCUCCCUGCCUGUCCACGGAGGCUGCAGGAUACGAAGCGGCAUACGAAGAACAUCCAACAAUUCUCGAGUACAAGACGAUAAGCCAUCCUGA